Molecule: messenger RNA, 795 nt
Organism: Saxophila tyrrhenica
Lineage: Eukaryota; Fungi; Ascomycota; Dothideomycetes; Mycosphaerellales; Extremaceae
Exons: 3
Coding region: 1-795 (264 amino acids)
Molecular function (GO): oxidoreductase activity
Source: RefSeq, a predicted model, not a curated record
AUGGCGGCCGCAGUUCAGCGCAAUUAUCUCAUCACAGGCUCCGGCCGUGGCAUCGGUCGAGGUCUCAGCCGCCUUCUUCUUGGAAAAGGCCACAAAGUGUUCCUACUCGACAAUAAUGAAGAGGAGCUGAGCAACACAACUUCGUUGCUCUCCAAAACCCAUCGUGCGGGCAAGGACUUCGACUCUUCGAUUUGCAACCUCAGAAACCCGAAAGACAUCGCGUCUGCACGAGACAAGGCCAGCCAACUCUUCGCAGGCAAGCUGGAUUGUGUGAUCAAUAAUGCAGCGAACACCAACGCCGUCGGCGCCCAAAACCUCGCAGAUAUCUCCCUAGAAGACUGGAACGCGUCCAUCGAGACUAACCUCACUGGUCCCAUGCUCGUGAGCCAAGCCUGUCUACCACUGCUAUCAAAAGGCAGCUGCAUCAUCCAUAUGUCCUCCACACGAGCCUUCAUGAGUGAGCCGAACAACGAGGCCUACUCGGCAACCAAAGCUGGCCUGUUGGGCUUGACGCAGUCGAUGGCUGUGAGUCUCGCACCGCAGGGGAUUCGUUGUAAUGCGAUUCUGCCAGGCUGGAUUAAUGUUACGAAUGAGUGUAAGCAGGCGGAUGAGAGUAGGCAGGCUUGGGAGGAGGGAUUGACGGAGGAGGAUCAUGGGUGGCAUUUGACGGGACGCGUGGGAAAGGUCGAGGAUGUGUUGAAGGCUGUGGAGUACCUGGCCGAGUCUGAUUUCGUGACGGGAGCUGAAGUGGUCGUUGAUGGUGGUGUGACGAGGAAGAUGGUGUAUCCUGAGUAA